Molecule: messenger RNA, 2497 nt
Organism: Mus pahari (shrew mouse)
Lineage: Eukaryota; Metazoa; Chordata; Mammalia; Rodentia; Muridae
Product: sodium-dependent glucose transporter 1A
Exons: 4
Coding region: 191-1465 (424 amino acids)
Biological process (GO): transmembrane transport
Source: RefSeq, a predicted model, not a curated record
CGCCAAGCUGGAGCUGGACGUGAAGACCGGGAGCGCCGGGCCCGCGGCUGCGGCACAGAGGCUCCACCAGGCAGAGACCCUGGCGGAGAGCGAGCCGGCCACGGUGGCCUCCCGGCGGAGUGGCCGGACCAGGAACGUGCUGCGCUGGUUCUCCACCGCGGUCCUGUAUGCCGCCUUCCUGGGGCUGGGAAUGAGUGUUGCUAUCCUGGGGCCCACAUUUCAAGACCUGGCAGAGAACGUGAACAGGAACAUCAGCAGCCUGUCUCUGAUAUUUGUGGGCCGCGCCACAGGGUUCUUGUGUGGCACCAUGAUUGGCGGGGUUCUCUUUGACCACAUAAAUCAAUUCUUUCUUUUGGGAUCAUCAAUGGUGGCAACUGCAGCAGGACUUUAUCUCAUCCCAUUCUGCAAGACAGCAGUCUUAUUGAUCGUCACUAUGUCUGUCUUUGGGGCUUCCGUUGGUGUUGUGGAUACAGGUGCAAAUGUCCUUAUCUUGGAUCUCUGGGGGGACAAAGGAGCCCCACAUAUGCAGGCCUUGCACUUCAGUUUCGCCUUGGGUGCCUUUCUGGCUCCCCUGCUGGCUAAGUUGGCCUGGGGUACAGCAUCUGCUCAGAACUACACCGAGUCUGACCUUGACCCUCUGAUGCUGAACCGAUCCUCCAAAGGUGUCUCAAAUUCCGUGUUUGCGGUACCCGAUGACAUGAAUCUGCUGUGGGCAUAUGCUUCCAUCGCCACUUAUGUUUUAGUAGUUUCUGUCUUUCUGUUUGGUUUGUUUUGUAAGAAACAUUCGAGGCAGAAAAAACCCAGAGCAUCUGCUGAGGGAGCUCGAAGGGCUAAAUAUCACAGGGCCCUGCUAUGCCUCCUCUUCCUCUUCUUCUUCUUCUAUGUGGGAGCCGAGGUGACCUACGGCUCUUACGUAUUCUCCUUCGCCACCACCCAUGUUGGCAUGGAAGAGAGCGAGGCAGCUGGCUUGAACUCCAUCUUCUGGGGAACCUUUGCAGCCUGCAGGGGCCUGGCCAUCUUCUUUGCNACAUUNUUACAGCCUGGAACCAUGAUUGUGCUGAGCAACAUNGGCANCCUGGNCUCAUGUUUCUUUCUGGUGCUUUUUGACAAGAGCCCUCUUUGUCUGUGGAUCGCGACUUCUGUGUAUGGAGCCUCAAUGGCAGCCACGUUUCCCAGUGGCAUCUCCUGGAUUGAGCAGUACACCACCUUAACUGGGAAAUCUGCAGCAUUCUUUGUAAUUGGCGCUGCCCUGGGAGAAAUGGCCAUUCCAGCAGUGAUCGGAAUUCUUCAGGGACACUACCCAGAUCUGCCAGUAGUUCUGUACACAUGUCUGGGCUCAGCCAUAUUCACAGCUGUUUUAUUUCCUGUGAUGUAUAAAUUGGCCACCUUACCCCUGGAACGCCAUGGCAAAGGAACAAGGAAGAGUGAGGACCAGAAAGCUUUGCCCACUAGUUCUAGGCUGUGAGGAAGAGACUACAUGAGAACCUUAAAAAAAAAAAAUGAAUGAAACAGAUUUUGAAGUUGCAGUGAGUGGUCCUUGAGGCCAUGUGUAAUGGAGACAUCUGGAGAUGUUGUGAUGGAGCCUACAAAAGUGCCUUUUUAUUGAGUUCUCUACAGUGAAUAAAAGCAAUGCCCCCGGAAUACACCUGGACAAAAAUGGACAUAUACUGAGUGAGAAUGAAUUACUUAGCAGCUUUACCAAAUGAAGAGUUCAAUCAACUGGAAAGUGAAGAUUUCCAAAACCUAUUGGUACUCAAGCUUUCUGAGCCUAUUUGUAGAGAAUGCUAGAAAAUUUAGAAAUGUUCUGUGAUUCUCAGUCAUUCAUAAACUACCAAAUGGUCUCAUAUAGUAAGAGCUCACUAGGAGACUUCUUUUUUUGGCAGAUGAAUAAUUAGAUAGUGUUUAUGGUCACCACCUUUCAGAUCCUAGGAAGAAGGCAGAGGAGGUUGGGAAGCUGUGUGCAUUCUGAUAUAUCAGCUGGGGGUUCUCAGCAGUGACCACCCACCCACAUUCGACCAAAUGUUUGUGAAAUCUUUCUUUUAAGAGUCAGAUGUUGCUAUAACUGCUGUAGACCUGGGUCACAGCAUGCCAGAGUGACAAUGACUGAUUUCAGAUUUUUAUUGCUACAACGGAAACACAAAGCAGGAUUUAAGUUAUGCAUAGCUUUUCAACAUGGCUCUGCUUUCGGGUCCUCCUGGAGGCUCUGAGUCAUAUCUUCUAGGUCAUAUCCCUGAAGAUAAGAUGAUUCCCAAAUUGAUAAUCUCUACAUCAUAAAGUUUUGCAAGAUGUCUCCUAGAAACUAAUGUAACCUCUAGCCUAUUCUUCAUUGCAAAUGUUAAGUGAACCAAAGAUGAUAAAAAGCUUAAUUAACAAUUUGAUACUGCCAUUUAAUGUACUUAAUGCCUAAUCCUCUUAUGAAAAAUACUAUUUCAGUGCAGAAUUGGGCACAUUUGAAACCAGGAUAUUCCUUACAAUAAACAAUCCUUUAACAUUUGGA